Xenopus tropicalis (tropical clawed frog) is the source of this 3140-nucleotide messenger RNA. RefSeq names its product WD repeat domain 82 (gene wdr82). Gene Ontology annotation, biological process: nuclear RNA surveillance; negative regulation of lncRNA transcription; lncRNA catabolic process. Lineage: Eukaryota; Metazoa; Chordata; Amphibia; Anura; Pipidae. Gene Ontology annotation, cellular component: chromosome; nucleus; cytoplasm. The record is from RefSeq and is marked provisional.
UGAGAAUGUAGGAACGCGCGCGAUCCGUAUGCCCAAAUGUCGCACAACUACCAGGCGCCGAUAAGCUGGUGAUCGGGAAGGAACGUAUAAAGUAGCUUCUCUUAACUUUCGGGAGGGUAAAUACUGCCAUUCGUAAGGCCCGGGUCCUCCUGAAAACGUGGCUCGACUCGCAAGGAACUGCUCGUUCUGUCUGGCCUAUUUCUAAAAGGGGCCUGCUGUCCCAGCACAUUGGGUCAUCAUGAAGCUCACCGAUAAUGUGCUCCGAAGUUUCCGUGUGGCAAAGGUCUUCCGGGAAAACUCUGAUAAAAUAAAUUGCUUUGACUUUAGUCCAACUGGUGAAACAGUCAUAUCCAGCAGCGACGAUGAUUCAAUUGUGCUUUAUGAUUGCCAGGAGGGGAAGCCCAAGAGGACGUUGUACAGUAAAAAAUAUGGUGUUGACCUUAUCAGAUAUACACAUGCAGCUAAUACAGUGGUCUACAGCUCCAACAAAAUUGAUGACACAAUACGAUACCUCUCUCUUCAUGAUAAUAAAUACAUCCGUUAUUUCCCUGGACACAGCAAGAGAGUAGUUGCUUUGUCUAUGUCUCCUGUGGAUGAUACGUUCAUUUCUGGGUCAUUGGAUAAAACCAUCCGGUUAUGGGAUCUUCGAUCGCCUAACUGUCAGGGGCUAAUGCAUCUUCAAGGAAAACCUGUAUGUUCAUUUGAUCCCGAGGGUCUCAUUUUUGCAGCUGGAGUAAAUUCAGAGAUGGUCAAGUUGUAUGAUCUUCGCUCUUUUGAUAAAGGUCCAUUUGCAACCUUCAAGAUGCAGUAUGAUCGAACCUGUGAGUGGACUGCUCUGAAAUUUAGCAAUGAUGGGAAACUUAUCUUAAUGUCAACCAAUGGAGGCUUCCUUCGUCUGGUUGAUGCUUUUAAGGGGGCUGUUAUGCACACGUUUGGGGGCUACAACAAUAGUAAGGCUGUCACCCUGGAAGCUACCUUCACUCCAGAUUCCCAGUUUAUUAUGAUCGGCUCAGAAGAUGGCAAAAUUCAUGUUUGGAAUUGUGAGAGUGGUAUGAAAGUAGCAGUGCUGGAUGGCAAACACACAGGUCCUAUCACAUGCCUACAGUUCAACCCCAAGUUCAUGACGUUUACUAGUGCUUGCUCAAACAUGGCUUUUUGGCUACCAACUAUUGAUGACUGAUGCAUACAGAGAAGCUGGCAUUUGUAAAAAUCCCAUUCUUCAGCUAUUUUCCACAAAUAAAUCUUCACAAUGCCCGGAUAUAUGAAGAACAAGAAAAUGGUUAUUUUUUUUAUUCUUCCAUAAAAAUACCCCAGUAUUGAGCCAACAUUUCUCUUUGCCAAAAUAAGAACUGUUCUUCGGUACAUAUCAAGAUUUAUGAACUUCUGUUUUUUACCUUCAUGUACUGGGCACUUAUUUUGUGGAAUGGUGUAUAUAUUUUUGUCAUGUUUCUCCUGACGAACCUGUAUUUGAGACACAUGCUACCAAUCUCUCUUUUUAUAUCCUUUAUAUACGCUUCCAUCUGUAUUUGUUCUUUGGAGCAGGAUUUAAAUGUUCACUAUGGUAAGAAUCCACACCAACCUUGUUACACCAGAUAUUACACCAGAGGUAGAUUUCAUGGUGGAUGACGCACUAAAUAACCGGCUAAACCAGAUUCUAUUUAGAUACCCUCUCUGUCCAGAGUUAAAGGCUGGCAAGAAGCUACAUCUGUUAUUGUUUUGGUUAAUUUUAAGAGAAAUUUUAUUAAUGCAGUGCUCCUUCCUUAUAGGCUCUCUCUCCACACCUGUAGUUACUGCCACAAGUAUUACACAGAUGUGCAUCAAAUCUACACAGACAUAUUCCUAUAACACAAUCCCAUGUUACCAGAAACAGCAAUUUUGACUCCUUCAUGCAGUUGAUUUAAACUGGAAUUGCUUUAUAUCAUUUAUUAUUGAUUUCUGUGUUUCCUUUGAUUGUUGAGAGAUGCUGGAUGUGUUUAAUAGCCAACGGGCCGCAGGUUAAGCAUUGUCCAUCUGUUUUCUAUUUCAAGUCAGUACUGGUAGCUUUGUGGGGAAUUUGCUUAUUAGUGCUGCCCCAAUUUGUUUAGAUCAGGAUUAUGAUUCUUUCAUUAAUUGGUUAAUCUAUUUGGUAAUAUAAUUCAUAAGUAGCAGAACAGUAUAUAUUGCUCUCAUAUUCUGUAAGCAGCAUUAUUAAACGGGCAUUAUUAAACUGGCACUAGUAUUAAGAACUGCCUGGGUUGGCAUCCACACUACCAGCACUGCAUUGGCCUGGCUGGCAUAGGACAAGUAGCUUCUUUCUUGCCCACAGACAAUCGUAGCUAGCUGAAAGUGAAAUACGUAGGUUAAAGGGCAAUCCAUAUAUACCACUGAAUUCAGCUUUUAAGAAAACAUUAUGUGGUUAAUAACCUUGUUAAUAGAGGACCCAGGAAAAGUCUGGGAUCUGUUUUGUGACCACAAAUUGGUUGGAAAUCAAAUAUACACUUCAUUUUAAUUACUUUCUGUUGUUCAUUAUCUUAAAAUGAGUCACAUAAACAUACCAAAAGCAGCAUUGGGUUCUUAACCAUAGAUUAACAGUUCCUGUUGGGGGAAUGGUGAUAUUGUUUGCCUCGGUAAAAUCACUCUACAUAGACUAAAAAAUAGCACAAUCUAGGAGUCCUAGUUAAUGUUGGUUUGCUAUCAGUAUAAUAGCGUUAUGUUUUAUUUAUAUAAUAAAAAGAAGCCCCAAACUGUCAUCUUAAAUUAAAAUUAAUGCAAUACCCUAUUUGGAAACUAGGUGUGUUUGGCCCUUUAAGAUCUUGUGUCAAGUAAGCAGUAGGUGAAAAGAUUUUACACUUCAAGGAAAUGUGUAUUUUACAGCUCCAGAAUAUGAUAGUUUAUUUUUAACCACACAGAACCUUUUUAAAAAAAAAAAAUAAACAAAAAUAUUGUAUGGUUUCCUCAUGUCAAGGAAGCCUCAUAAGCAGUAUUCAGUAUUUCAAAAUAAAGAUAUUCCACAGCAUAAAGGAUUUAUCUCACUGUCUCAUAUACAUUUGAGGAUUGUGCAUGUAAAUAAGAAAUGGAUUAAACCAUUACUGGGGAGCUAAGCAGUGUGCAGCUGUUUCUUGUAAAUUAUGUUUUUUUACAUAAAUAAAAUAUUAAAACAA